Molecule: messenger RNA, 2189 nt
Organism: Pocillopora verrucosa
Lineage: Eukaryota; Metazoa; Cnidaria; Anthozoa; Scleractinia; Pocilloporidae
Product: putative histone-lysine N-methyltransferase PRDM6
Biological process (GO): regulation of transcription by RNA polymerase II
Cellular component (GO): nucleus
Molecular function (GO): RNA polymerase II transcription regulatory region sequence-specific DNA binding; protein binding
Source: RefSeq, a predicted model, not a curated record
CGGAGUACUUUUGAACACCGCGAGGGCGAGGAGGAUUCUUAGUAGAUCAUUCUUAAAAUAACCAAGUAUUUGUGCUAGAUGUAAAGAGGCCUCGUGCUCAAAUUGAUCUAAUUGGUCGGUUGAUAACCGAAUUACAUUUGGUAAAGUAGCAUGCAUUAGAUUAACAGGGCUUUCUGAGAAACACUCGCAGUUGAUGAGGCGGCGAUGAACUUGGAAGAGAUCCAAGCGCUUUCAAAGAUGGACGGUCCGCCAUCAUCAACAGGAUCUGAUACUUCUUCACAGUACGGGGGGCAUUUUACUGAAGAAGAUCUGCAGUAUGUUCUGUACGGAAGAAAUUCUGUGGAAGAGGUACACAUUUUAGAAACGAUGACUGAAGAAGACAUGGAAAGCUCAGAACAACAAUCCAAGGUCCCCAAAACAACGCCAGAUGGAAGAUGGAUUGAUGUAGCCAUGGAAACAGGUCAAAAAAAGUCUGCAAGGAAUGCAAAACUAAGCUACGCUGUGGCCUCGUUCCCAGAUGAAGUGAAACUUUGCCUGUCUGGAAUCCCAGGGGAGGGUUAUGGAGUUUGCGCAAAGCAGCAUAUUCCCGUGGGAACAUGGAUUGGUCCAUAUGAAGGAAAGUACCUUUCAACUGAUAUCGUUACCCCGGAUAUAGACACGUCAUACAUGUGGGAGGUCUACGAGAACGAGAAACUGGCCUUUUUUUUAGACGGUAGUGAUAUGGAGACUUCGAGCUGGAUGCGCUUUAUUCGUUGCGCUCGUCACAAAGAGGAGCAAAACAUGUUUGCAUUUCAGCACAACAAGAGUAUCUUUUAUCGCGCUUUCCGUGAAAUACCAAGUGGUACAGAGUUAUUGGUGUGGUAUGAUGAUAACUAUUACUUGCAGCACAUGGGGAUACCUGUCGGUAACUGGACGAAGAAUAUUUCACAACACUUUCCAGAUUUCGAAGGAAAAGCAUCAAGCACGAAGCAUGCUGACAGCGUCACUAUUUCAAGUGCGCAACCACAGACGGAACAAGAAACCUCUCCUGAUAAUGUCAGUCACGAAGCUGACCAUCAAGCAAGGAGCAGCAAGCCUAAUGUUAACUACAGCUCCCCUCCUUGUAAGCGGCUGGUGGACAAAUCAUUCCUUCAAGAAACAGAACGACCUCUCAAGCGGCCUCGAAGGCAACAAGAAUCAAGCAAUAGUAUGUCACCUGCAGAAAACAACUCGAUAACCACCACAGGAAUUCAGCUGACUACUGGAUACCGCAAGAUAUACGAGAAAGUUUUGGAGAACUUCAGGGAGUGUGAUGAUUUCAAAUGUGGUCAGUGUAAAAUGUCCUUCACUCAGCGUUCUCUUCUGAACAAUCAUCUUUGUUCGCGCAUGUCUUGUAAGCCCUACCGAUGUGGCCAUUGUCAUGAAUCUUUUGCUCAACCAAAAGAGCUGCGUAUGCACGCAGUUGUUCACGUGAGCGAGAAGCCCUUCAAAUGCGGGUACUGCCUGCGAUCGUUUAGUGGAGCGACCACCUUGAAUAAUCACAUGCGCACGCAUACUGGAGAGAAGCCAUUUUCGUGCGAACGGUGUGGGAAGUCAUUUUCACAAGCUUCCCAGCUUAGCCGACAUCGUAGGAUUUGCGUAAAUUAAAAUUUUUCAGGGAAUGAAGUUAGCUGCAUCCUGACUGAAAUCUUAAAAAUGAUAACUCUCAUUAUGUAUUACAAAUAAUGUUGAAGAGUGCCAAGUGAAGUGAGUAAAACACCAUGGAAUGACAACUAGGGGGAUUUUAAUCUUACACUUAGCUUCACAUGUACAGGAGGUAACAUGUUUAUGUCCACUGAGUUAUUAACUUUAGAGUAGAUUCUUUAGAUGAAGAACGCUGUAUUGUAGUUCGGCUUGGUUUCUUUCUCUCUCGCGUGUCCCUAAUAUAUAAACAUUCCGCUUAUUUCACUGUUUCAUCGUAAAAAGAAUUGGAUUUCUCUUUAGGCUAUGUGAUUAGCUUACAUUCAAAUCAACUCAUUUUUGAAAUUUCUAACGCAAUUUAUUGAAAUAAAUAAACCUGUUUUGGCACGGCACGGCACGGCUUUUAUUAAUUAUCAUAGUUAUUUACCGACGUAUGACGCGUACAGCGUCUUUGAAUAUUUAUCCUUAGCAAGUGGUUAUGUAUACAAGCCGUUGAUGUAAAAAGGCUAUUAGUUGUAGUGCACCUUUAA